Molecule: messenger RNA, 899 nt
Organism: Argentina anserina (silverweed cinquefoil)
Lineage: Eukaryota; Viridiplantae; Streptophyta; Magnoliopsida; Rosales; Rosaceae
Exons: 2
Coding region: 180-872 (230 amino acids)
Source: RefSeq, a predicted model, not a curated record
UAUGCAAGGUCUCUUCUUUUACUCCCAUUUUUCCAUCUCAUUCCCAUCUCCAUUGGUAUUCAUCAUAUAAAUAAUCAGUACCCUUUUCUUAUAACCAGCUUUCCUUUCUUUCUCCAUCUCUUUUUCUUCAUUUUCUGUCCUUGUAAAGCAAAACCCUUUUCUCUUCUCACAACUGAAUAAUGGUGAAGCCGCUUUGCUGCUCUGGGUGGUUGGUGUUUAGCAGCUGCCUACUGCUAGCAGCUCUUGUUUCCUCCAAGCACCAUGGAAACCCUGCAAAUGAUCUUGUUGAGAUAAUCAACAACAAUCGAACUUCUCACAAACUUUCCAAACUAAAUGACAGUCCUGGACUUGGGUGUAUGGCUCUGCAAUUUGCUAAAUCAUGCAAGGGAAACUGCAGUAGAAAUGGCACUAUCAACUGUACACCAUCUGAAGACGAUUUCACCGAAGUGUUUGCCCCAAAUUGCGGCGUUGAGCUACCCACUUUCGUCACCAUAACUGGACACAUUGUGGGAUGUCACUCCAAGUAUCUAGAAUCAUCACUAGCUUUUAUAAAUGUUCUUGUUGGAAACAACAAGGCUUUGUCAGUUCUUUGGAAUAAGUCUCACAAUGAGGUGGGAGUUGGGAUGAUUGGGGUUCACAAAGGGCCAUUCUUUUGGACUGUGCUCUUCAGUAGUGGGAAGACAAACUCUACAUUUGUUCUAGAAAAUCGGGGUAUGGGGAUUCAGCAGAAGAAAGGUUGCUAUAGUGGAAGCAGCAUCCCUUGCAGUGCAGGACAAAAGAUUAAAGCUGAUUCUGUGAUUUUCAACAAUGUUGUCAUCAUAGGUUUUCUUUGUGUUCAUCUAUUGCAAAAGUUGUAUUUCGACUUAUUAUGAUAAUUUGGAAGUGUUUCACUAGACAGU